Messenger RNA from Podospora anserina S mat+, 3870 nucleotides. RefSeq lists its product as uncharacterized. The coding region runs from base 1 to 3870 and encodes 1289 amino acids. The record is from RefSeq and is a predicted model, not a curated record. Gene Ontology annotation, biological process: regulation of autophagy; cellular response to amino acid stimulus; positive regulation of protein serine/threonine kinase activity. Lineage: Eukaryota; Fungi; Ascomycota; Sordariomycetes; Sordariales; Podosporaceae. Gene Ontology annotation, molecular function: protein binding; protein-macromolecule adaptor activity. The transcript has 3 exons. Gene Ontology annotation, cellular component: cytoplasm; TORC1 complex.
AUGUAUUUUACUGAUAAACGACAUGAGACAACCGGCAAGCCCAAAACACCCGCUUUCGAGAUCCAGGAUUGGCGAAUGCGUGAUCGUCUCAAGACGGUGUCCGCAGCCAUUGCAGUAUGUCUCAAUAUAGGGGUUGAGCCUCCUGAUCAGUUGCGAACCGUGCCUGGUGCAAAGCUUGAAGCUUGGCAAGAUCCAACUGUUCCCCCAACAAACAAGGCCCUGGAGAACAUUGGCAAAGCCCUCCAAACCCAGUAUGAGUCGAUCGCUUUCCGGACCCGGUACAAGCAAUACCUGGACCCUUCGAUUGAAGAGACGAAGAAGUUUUGUGUUUCUCUCCGGCGGAAUGCCAAGGACGAGCGGAUUCUAUUUCAUUACAAUGGACACGGAGUUCCCAAGCCGACGACUUCUGGUGAAAUCUGGGUUUUCAACAAAAAUUACACUCAGUACAUUCCUGUGUCACUGUACGAUCUCCAGCAAUGGCUACAGGCCCCCACGGUUUUCGUCUGGGAUUGUUCAGAGGCGGGCAACAUUCUGACCAACUACCACAAGUUCGUGGACAAACAUGAGGAGGAGGAGAAGGAGCUGAGGCAGAAGGAUCCAAAUUGCGAAAGGCAGAACUACAGGCCAUAUAUCCACCUAGCUGCCUGCGGCACAAAGGAAAAUCUCCCAACGAACCCCCAGCUACCGGCUGAUCUUUUCACCUGCUGUCUCACCACGCCAGUUGAGAUGGCUCUUUGGUUUUUUGUGUUGCAAAAUCCAUUAAAGACCAAUCUGACUCCAGAGCGAGCUCGCAAGUUAUCGGGCCGACUUCAAGAGCGUAGGACUCCGCUUGGGGAACUUCACUGGAUCUUCACAGCUAUCACUGAUACCAUUGCGUGGACGACCCUUCCUCUCGCGGCACUCUUCCGAGCGUUUCUCCUGGCGCAGCGCAUUAUGCCUGUGUAUGGCUGUCAUCCGCAGUCAUAUCCCGAACUGCCGGAUACCCGUCAACAUCCUCUCUGGGAUAGUUGGGAUCUCGCCGUUGACAUGGCUCUGGCCCAGCUCCCAAUGCUGGAGAGGAAGGAGCUCGACGGUACUCCCUACGAGUAUGUCAACUCGACUUUCUUCACGGAGCAGCUCACGGCUUUCGAGAUUUACCUCUGUCGAGGCGAUGCACAAUCCCAAAAGCCACCCGAACAACUCCCGGUGGUCCUACAGGUUUUACUAAGCCAGCAACACCGACUUAGAGCCUUGAUCCUACUUACUAGGUUUUUGGACCUUGGACCAUGGGCCGUUCAGCUUGCGCUCAGUAUCGGCAUCUUUCCUUAUGUCCUGAAACUGCUCCAGUCUGUCGCACAGGAUCUCAAACCGGUGCUCGUCUUCAUCUGGGCGCGCAUCCUAGCCGUUGACAUCUCAUGCCAGCAAGACUUGAUCAAAGAUAAUGGGUACAACUACUUUGCCGACAUUCUGAAGCCCCAAGAGACGAUUCUGGUCAACGGCACCAUUGUCCAGACGUCUCACAAGGCCAUGUGCGCCUUCAUCUUGGCUAUGCUUUGCAAGGGUUUCAAGCCGGGUCAGGUUGUGUGCAAUUCGACCGACAUCAUGAAAUACUGCUUGCACCAUGUCACUCAUUCCGAAGACCCGCUAUUGCGGCAGUGGUCGUGUCUCUGCAUUAGCCAGUUAUGGAGAGAUCUUCCAGAAGCCAAAUGGCGGGGAAUCCGUGAGAACGCUCACCUCAAGCUAGCAUUCUUAAUCAAGGACCCAUUCCCCGAGGUUCGCGCUGCCAUGGCCCAUGCCAUGACCACCUUCCUUGGCAUUCCCGACCUCACAGAUGAAGUCGCAAGGAUUGAGGAAGGCAUCGCUUGGACCAUGCUCGAACUGGCCACAGACGGCAGUCCGAUUGUCCGCAAGGAAUUGCUUGUUUUCUUCUCCAAGUUCGUGCUGCGGUACGAAAACAAGUUCUUGGUUGCUGCUUAUGAGCAACUGUUGGAGGAGAAGGAAUACAUGCUCCACCCACCAGCGGAGGACGGCUUGGAUCACAAGAUGGGCUUGCAUUACGCCAGAAAGGAAAAUCGGGAGGUGGAUGGCACCAUCAGACCCAUUGCUUUUGGUGUCGCUCACGACUCGAUUUUUGCAGCCUGCUGGAAGCACAUCGACAUCCUGAGUGUCGACCCGCACCCUGAAGUUCAAAGGGAUGCUACCAUUAUUCUGGACUACGUCCAUCAUGCCCUGCUACACUCCCCCGUGGGGCCGCAGGCGCAGAGUCUCAUGGAUGAAAUCCUCAGACGCGCUAGAAAAGUGUCGAGGGGUGAUAUGAGCCAGAGAAGCAGCGUGCUUGGCACACACACUGCUAUGGCGCAACCUAUGCCGUCCCCUGGGCUUCUCAAGAGAACGGCGAGCUAUCUGUUUGGGCCGUUACUCAAAGAGAACACGCCGGCGGGACUCACAAACCCUCCCCUAACUCCAGGACUGCCAAAGGCCACAAAUCCAGGACUGUCCAGAACCCUUUCUCAUAGAAGCCGCAAAGGACCUAGUCUCGAGAAUGCCCCGCCCGAGCAAAACGACCAGGCGACUUCGCCAGCCAAUUAUCAUAUUGCGAACGAACCGCUUUGCGCAGGGUAUCGGGAGCGCAGCUUGACUGAGGUGCCCAAGCUUCCCCUGGAGAGCACAUUCUUGGACUGGUCGACGGAAUAUUUCCGGGAACCGCAGAUGAAGCUCGCUGAAGCCGAGGAGCCCGGCAGUCACGAGUACAAUGAACGACUCUGGCGUCGAUCUCGCAAUGAGGCUGUUCUUAGAGAGACACAGCCCCAGAAAGCACAGGCGGGAACCCACAAGUGGAACAACCAGAUCGGUAUCAUCAACAAUGGUGCACAGCCGGCCAAGAUGUCGUUUCAUCAAUUCGAGGACCAUGUUGCCGUUGCAGAUGAUGGAAAUACGGUAACAGUCUGGGAUUGGAAGAAUGGCACCCGCAAGAGUCACUUCUCCAAUGGCAACCCUGAGGGGUCGAAGAUCUCGGACAUGAAGUUCAUCAAUGAAGAUGAUCAGGCUCUUCUCAUGAGUGGGUCUUCGGAUGGUGUCAUUCGCAUCUACCGGAACUACGACAGUGAUGAAGGUGUUGAGCUUGCCUCUUCAUGGCGUGCCUUGACGCACAUGGUGCCGUCCAAUGUCAACUCAGGCAUGGUCUUUGACUGGCAGCAGGUCAAUGGCCAGGUCCUCGUGGCAGGAGACGAGCGUGUUAUCCGGAUAUGGAACGCAGGCCACGAGAUGUGCUCGCAUGAGAUCCCAGCCCGUUCCGGAUCUUGUGUUACAUCUUUGACUUCUGAUCAGAUGACAGGCAACAUCUUCAUUGCUGGGUUUGGAGAUGGCGCUAUUCGUGUCUUUGACACGAGAAACAGACCGCAGGAGAGCAUGGUGCGCAAGUGGAAGGAUGACAGCAGGCAGUGGGUGCGAUCAGUGCAUAUGCAGCGUGGCGGACAGCGCGAGUUGCUGUCGGCGAGCAGGAAUGGCAAAGUCCGGUUAUGGGAUAUUCGCAUGGAGAAUCCUCUGAAGGUGUUCCAGGCUACGAAGGAUGUGCUCAGGACGGCAAGCACUCAUGAGCAUUUGCCUGUGUUUGCUGUUGGCACAUCCGCCCACUUGGUCAAGGUCUUCGACUUUGACGGCCACGAGCUGUCGCGUCUGGAACCAUCGACUAGCUUCACCGCCGGGCUCAAGUUAACACCCAUCGCGACAACCGCUUUCCACCCUCACCGCAUGAUACUUGGGUACGCCGCCCGCGGCGAUAACCACAUUCACAUAUCCGCCUGCGGCAACGAGGUCGCGGCGCCGUUUGUGGCAGCAUUUGCGGCCGAGGCUGCUGCUAAACGCCUUGCUACUAUUCAACAGGCUGUUUAA